Molecule: messenger RNA, 1417 nt
Organism: Chondrus crispus (carragheen)
Lineage: Eukaryota; Rhodophyta; Florideophyceae; Gigartinales; Gigartinaceae
Exons: 2
Coding region: 1-1026 (341 amino acids)
Biological process (GO): cellular response to calcium ion
Cellular component (GO): plasma membrane
Molecular function (GO): calcium-dependent phospholipid binding
Source: RefSeq, a predicted model, not a curated record
AUGGUGUUUCGACCCGAGGCUGCCGCCAAUUGGUUUCUCACAUGGGAUGAGGACGCGGCCGACGCCGGCAAGUCCUUCCUGCUGCAGGUCAAGAUAGCCGCCCUUUCGUUCCGCGACCUGCUCAGCGACGGCAUCAACUCGUACGCCACCAUCUGCCGCCAGCGGAACGGCCCGGACUCGGCGUGGGAGCUGCUAGGGAAGACCGCCAUCAUCAAGGACGACCCCAACCCGGAGUAUCCGGAGGGCUUCCGCGUCUUUUAUGAGCAGGACUCCAAUUUGUCCGAGGACCUGCUCAAGGUCAUUUGCUACCAUAAAAGGGACGGCCUGGGCCACGAGGACGUCAUUGGAAUCGCCUGUAUCUCCGUCAGGGAGCUCGUCCGCACCUUUGGCACCAGGGUCCAGGUCGAGCUGCUGAGGAAGAAGUCCCAAAAAGUCGCCGGCUCUAUAUGCUUUAUGGGCGAGGCACUCCCGCACCACUCCCCGCGCGGCUCCAAUACCACCUUCGACUUUCAUGUCGCCGCCAUGACCCCGCGGAAGAACGACGGCAAGUACCAAUUCGCCAAGAUGUUUCUCGUCAUUUCGAGGGAGCGCGACGACAAGACCUGGGGCAUUGUGUAUCGGAGCGACGUCGUGAAGAAGCUCGCCAUCGUCAAUCUCACGAAGAGCAAGCACCAAAUCGUGUUCAAACCAUUCCAACUGAGGCAGGCCGAGUUCGUACUGGGCAUGACGCCGAAGCGCAGGAUAAAAUUUUCCUUCUUUCAAAAGGGGAGGCGCGGCGAGCCGCACAUCAGAAUCGGGCAAGUUGUCACCAGUGCCGAGGAACUGCUGCAAGACUUUGCGGAAGACACGAGCUUGGACUUUAUGUUGGACGACCGCGUCAUUGGCGAGUUUGCAAAUGUCGCCCGCACGGAGGAGAAAAACAUCACCAAGUUGAACAUCGAACUCAACUACUUCGACUCGGAGCGCGAAGCGCGAGAGAUCAAGGAGCGCGGCAAGCGAAAAGUGAUGAAUCUCAACAGCCCAUGACACACGCCAUGGACAAGCCGACGCAGUGCUUCGGCAUGGUUAACAGCAUUGAACACUCGCCCAAUCCGUCUUGCAAAUAGAUAACCCGCAUCUUCUGCAUGCGCACCAGAGAUCGGCUACAGUCCAGCUUCUGCCGCACAACAACAACUUACUCGAUUCUUUAACGGUCAAACGCGAUUGAUGAACCAUGUAACUUGUUCUUCUUUUUUUCGUCAACCUUCAGAGGCUUUUAUGCUUUCGUGAAAACAAAUAUAGACUGCUUCGAUCGCGGUGUUGCAUCGCCGUGAAUUAAUCAUACUUGGGAGGACUGCUUGUGAGCAUUGUUGAACUCCACUUGUUGACCGAGUGAUGCAACUUGUAAGAUUUAUCCACGUAAAUUUUAGUUUUCUCA